This is a messenger RNA of Ostertagia ostertagi, 687 nucleotides long. The record is from the annotation of a GenBank genome assembly. NCBI's taxonomy places the organism in Eukaryota, Metazoa, Nematoda, Chromadorea, Rhabditida, Trichostrongylidae.
AUGUUUUUUUAUUGUCCGAAAUCCGAAGAAGAAAUCGAAGAAGCAGCCGAUGCUGUGGCUGAACUGCAGCGUGCUCCAUCUCCAGUCGAAAGUGUUAAAGACACACGGCCACCUUCACAAGAGGACCUGCUAACUCGGCCCGAAGAACUAUUCACACCAGUUCUAAUCGACGUGGAGCCUCCUGCUCCGAUCACAGAGCCAAUAGAGAUCCGACAAUCGUCAAGGAGUCACUCAUCACGCCAUAGCUCACUCGAAACGCCGCCGUUGAAAGCCGAGAAACUCCGCAUAUCGCCCUCGCCACGAGAUCGUCAUCUGUCGUUGGAUCGACAUAUGGAACGUGCUCACAGUCUUAAUCCACCGUUGCGUUGCCCAGGUGAUUCGAGGAUUUCACCACGGCUGGUUCCAUCACCGUUUCAUUUCGACACCGUUCCAACAACACCUCAGCGACGCCCCAUUGACGAGCCGAUACGUACCGAUUCAAACCCUUUUAAACAGUAUUAUCGGCCGUCAGAGACGAAGAAUGGCAUGAAAGGGACCAGAAGUGAGGUGAUUCGGCGUAGUGAUGAGUCGAUGCUGUCAUUAGCCACUUGCGGAACUGCACCAAUUGUUGCAGCUGAGAGCGUAGACGAUUUGGAUACGGAGGUGUCGAUCCUGAACGGAAAUUUGAGGGAUGAUGGAUCGGGGUGA